Manis pentadactyla (Chinese pangolin) is the source of this 1047-nucleotide messenger RNA. RefSeq names its product zinc finger protein 550-like. The record is from RefSeq and is a predicted model, not a curated record. The transcript is spliced from 3 exons. Gene Ontology annotation, biological process: regulation of DNA-templated transcription. NCBI's taxonomy places the organism in Eukaryota, Metazoa, Chordata, Mammalia, Pholidota, Manidae. The coding region runs from base 353 to 592 and encodes 79 amino acids.
GGUCUGUCGUCCCGGACCUUGGCUCCGUGAGGGGCGGACCGGGCGUGUCUCCCAGGCCCCCCGGGAAGGACGGUGAGGAGAGCAGGACCCACAUCCGCGUCUUUGUGGAGCCCGACGCUCGUCACCCGUCCUCAGUAACGGGGUGCCCGGCGAGCGCCCGCCGGGACACCGGCCUCUGUCUCUGAAGUCCUGCCGCGACGCCGUGACCUCGUGCUCAUUUCACACCGAAUAAACAGGCUCGGAGUGCGACAGUCACUCCGUCCAGGACGGCGAAGGGGUGGCGGGCGGCCGAGCCCUCCGGACCCGCCUCCGUCGCCGCCCGCCCGCGCCGCUCGCUCCGCAGGGUCCCGUGAUGGGGGCGGCUUGGAUGGACCCGGCGCAGAUACCUGUGACCUUCGAGGAUGUGGCUGUGACCUUUACCUGGGAGGAGUGGAGGCAGCUGGACCUCACCCAGAGGACCCUGUACAAAGAGGUGAUACUGGAGAUCUGCAGGCUUCUGAUGUCUCUGGUGACAGCCCAAAACCCAAGACCACAGAACCUCCACUCUCUUACCUGGCCUUGUCUGAGGAAGCCUCACCCCAGGAACGACUAACUCAGCAAGUCCCAGGGGACUCCCCAUUGGGGGAAAACAAGGAUUUGGAUGGGCUGCUGGAAAUGCAGGAAGGCCACCCCAGACCCGGGAUAGACCCCCAGAGGCAGAAGCUCUCUGGGAAUGUGAUCCCUGAACAUGGUGGUUUAGGGACAGAUGGUCUGUACUCAAGGACUGUGUAGCAGCAAGUCUCUCCAGAUGUUCUUUGUGAAUGUGACUCACAGGGGCCAGUGAAAGAUCCCUUGAUCUGUAAAGGGAAACAUCUCUGUAAGUGUGAGGAAUGUGGGAAAGUGUUUAAUAAGAUCUGCUUCCUUGUUCGACAUGAGCAGAUUCACUCUGGAGUGAAGCCCUAUGAAUGCACAGAGUGUGGGAAAACUUUCAGUAAGAGCUCACACCUCCUCCAGCACCAUAUGAUCCACACAGGGGAGAGACCCUAUGAGUGCAUGGAGUGUGGGAAG